Cladocopium goreaui is the source of this 1416-nucleotide messenger RNA. The record is from the annotation of a GenBank genome assembly. NCBI's taxonomy places the organism in Eukaryota, Dinophyceae, Suessiales, Symbiodiniaceae.
AUGUCCAGAGUCCUGCCGGUUGCUCAGGAACUUGAAGAGUUCUGGUCGCACGAGAAGGAGACCGCCUGGUACCGUGCGCACCCUAUCUUUAAGGAAACAGAGCCGUCCCAUGUAAUUCCAUUGCGGAUCUUUGGCGAUGGUGCUGAAAGUCAGAGAAAGCAAAAGUUCGAACUAAUCAGUUUGGUCUUGCCGCUGGCCACCUCAUCGGCGACGAUGGACACGAGGAUAAUGCUCUCAUGCAUGAGCGCCACCUACUGCAAUGAAGACUCACGGAAAAAAAUUCUGGAAGCUAUCUGCUGGAGUUUCCAAGCCCUAUGUGAUGGACGCUUUCCUACGCAUGACCCAUGGGGCAAAGAGUUCACGAAGAACUACAACAAGGAUCGCUGGAAACUGGGUGGACAGAAAAUUGCCGGCCCUUUCAAAGGGUGUUUAGAAGGAAUUCAAGGUGAUCAGGAUUAUGUGAGGGCCAUGAUGACUCCAGCACGUUUUUUCUCAAAGCAGAUGUGCUGUUAUUAUUGCAGGGCCCUGUCUUGGGUGUACACAUCGAGCAAUCCCCAAGAUGUUGAACUCCUCUACACAAACUUCGGGGAGCAUGCAGCCCAUAGAAACACGUUGGUGUCUUUGGAGGAAUGGCUUGACAUCAGCACUGUCUCCCCCAUUUGCAGCAUACCAGGAUGGUCACCAUGGCGAAUACUACCCGACCAAAUGCACCUUGUGCAUUUGACCAUCGCCCCGGACUCCAUCGUAAGCUGUCUACUGGAUUGGACGGAUUCUUACAAAUAUGUUGCUGGUUCAACUCGCAAUGAAAGAUUGACUGAAUUGUGGGAGAACUACCGCAGUUACUGUGAAGAAAAUGGCAUUGGUGACCGGGCCCAGAGAAAGUUAUUUUCUGUCCAGACCUUGACUCCGGAUGCCCCUGGCUUUGUUGAAAUUUCCCAGAAAAAACUCAAUGCUACUGCAGCGCGUUACAUGAUUUUCUGGCUGGCCAAUGUGGCUAAAUCUUUUGCUUUGGUCCACGGAGCGGACGAUGACAUGUAUCGUGCAGGGGUUGCCUGCGGCCUGGCUGAGAUGGAAACAGUUUGUUUGGAAGGAAGCCGGCGCUUCAGCGAACAAGAGUGGAAACAACUGGAAGAGGGCUACCUGUGUUACAGGGCGGCCUACGACAAGUUGGCGAAUUUAGCAAUUUCGAGCUGUUUGCCUAGAUGGCACAUUCGUCCAAAGUGCCACUACCUAGAGCACGCUGUGUAUGACUUCAAUCGAAAGAAUCUGAGAUACAUGAGCAAUUACUUGGACGAAGACAUGAUUCGUCGCAUAAAGAGGAUGGCAUGUGCUGCCAACCCCAGAUGUGUUUCCAAACAUGUUUUGUACAGAUACUGUGUUGCAGCGACUCUCAAGUGGAGCGGCAUGAUCCAGUGA